Molecule: messenger RNA, 378 nt
Organism: Podospora pseudopauciseta
Lineage: Eukaryota; Fungi; Ascomycota; Sordariomycetes; Sordariales; Podosporaceae
Exons: 2
Coding region: 1-378 (125 amino acids)
Source: RefSeq, a predicted model, not a curated record
AUGUCCGACCCUACGCAAAACAAUGUACCACCACGUCCCUCACGUGCGGAGAGAACAACGACGUCGUGUGGAGAGUGCAGGAGGAGGAAGCAAAGAACGAUCGAGCGCCGUAGCGGCGGCGGCCGCAGCAGCGGGAGCAACACACCCGCCUGCCUUCUCCAUCUCCAUUCUACCACCACCUCUGAGCCCUGGUCUUUACGGGGUCGAAAACAUCAGGCCCUCUUCGAUACCCCCAAGGCAGCCUUCUCCUCUCGCUUCGCCAUGGCCCAGAACGCCAGGGCAAGAGGUAACGGGUCCUCUUGCUGGCUGGCCCGGAUUCGACACACUGGGACACUCUCCCACGGCACCGUCAACUCCCCAGUACGCCUGGAGCACUGA